Penaeus vannamei (Pacific white shrimp) is the source of this 695-nucleotide messenger RNA. NCBI's taxonomy places the organism in Eukaryota, Metazoa, Arthropoda, Malacostraca, Decapoda, Penaeidae. The record is from RefSeq and is a predicted model, not a curated record.
GGUGGGACUGGUGGUGAGCGAUCACUGGAGAGAUGGGAUAAGACCCACACAAGGGCCACAAACCCUUCCAGGCACCCUUGCCAGGAAACACCUUAGCUUCGCCUCGUAUGAAUCUCAUCGGAUCAGUAGGCUCCACAGGAAAUAUGCUCAAAGUAACAGUGAAAGAAAACCAUAUCUGUGUCCCCAUUGUCCAUUUAAGGCAUCUCAGCGUUACCUGCUGAAAAACCAUAUGCGCACACACACAGGGGAGAGACCUUUUUCAUGCUACCUAUGUUCACAGAGCUUUGCCUCGAGAGGUACGCUAAAAACCCAUAUAAUGACCCACACAGGAGAAAAACCUCAUUCAUGCCACCUCUGCCCAAUGACUUUUGCACGUGGCAGUACUCUAAAGUCCCAUAUUAUGACUCAUACAGGAGAAAAACCUUAUUCUUGUGAAUAUUGUUCAUAUAGGUGCACACAAAAGAGUGAUCUAAAGAAGCACAUAAACACACACAAUAAAUAGUCAAUUUUGAAAUUGUUUCGUGUAUAUUUUGUUUGAUUUCUUCUGGAACUGUUUGACUUAGUGUAAUGGUUAGUUAGAAGUGGAGACAGGAGAGAGAUGGGACUGAUAUGAUUUUUCAAAAUCUGCAUCAUACCCUCAUACUGCUUGUAAUAAUGCCAAUGUAUACUUAUAAUAAAACAUGUAGUUAUUCAAG